Molecule: messenger RNA, 1626 nt
Organism: Bombus pyrosoma
Lineage: Eukaryota; Metazoa; Arthropoda; Insecta; Hymenoptera; Apidae
Exons: 1
Coding region: 967-1533 (188 amino acids)
Source: RefSeq, a predicted model, not a curated record
GGAAAAUAUAUAUCAUGGAACGCGUGUAAGGUCCGCGACUACACCGCGGUUAAUCGCUGCUACAAGUGCCAGGGGUACGGGCAUGUGGCAAAAUACUGCCGCAUAAACUAUGAAAUCUACGCGCAUUGCGCGGAGAGCGGACACAGCACGAAAGAGUGCAAAAAUAAGGAGAAGAUCGCCAGCUGCGUGAACUGCAGGAAGGAAGGAAAGAACGGCGAUCACGCAACCUGCAACGCGAACUGCCCUAUGUACAAGAAGGCGUUGGAAAUAGCCAUCCCCAGAACAAAAUAUGAAUAGGGCGAUUAACAAUGACGGAAGAGGACGUGGGAGAAAAAUGGGGAAUACGGAUUCUGCAGCAUAACGUGCAGAAAUCCAAAACCGUUCCCCACGGGAACGUGGUAGAAACCGCGCUAAAGAAAUGUGUAGUCUUACAAAAACCAUGGAACCGACCAGCCACAGAUGUGCACCCAUUUAUAAACCAACAGAUGACGAAAUUGACGGACCACGCGCAUUACAAAGACCACGAACUAAUCAUUAGAUCAAGAAACGACUUCGGCGAAGAACAAGGCCUCCAACCAGGAAAGGUUGCACGUACUGUUGAGACACUACAGAGUCGAGACGACGUAGGUGCUGUAUACUUUAUCCUAUCAGUCCGCAAAGCAGGAGCCAGGUGCAAAACAAUUGCUAGAAACUUCCUAUUAGAUCUUAUACUCAUCGAAAAAAUAACCGACAACGCGAAAAGAAACAUACGAUACUCGCAGAUUAACUCGUUUGAGCACUUAUAUUCAUGUUUAAGACAACACGUAUUAGCACCAACCACUAUUAGCAAUUGCAGGGAUAAAUCGAAAAUUUUAGAGCAAGAAAUAACAGAAAGCGUACAAUCCUUUGACUCCAGAUUCCGACAACAGCUCAACGAAUUAAAUUACGCAGUUCAAAACAAAAACCGCACGCCGACUGAACAAUGCUAUGGGUAUCGAAGAACGCGAAGCACUAAAGACAUAUUUGCUCAAUUUACGAUACAAAAUAGGACAGAUAGUAGUAGCUAGCUAUCCGAAAAACCUAAACCUCGCGCAGCAACUAGUAGUCGAUAGAGAACAAUGGUUACAAGAAGCAAAUCGUGUUGCCAACCGUCUAAAUAAUCAAUCUGAUAACACUACGCCCGUAUGUAAACGAAAUGCUACCGAUCCACAACCACGAGCUUUUAACCAACCAUCAGGUGACCGUAUGAAAAUAAAAUGUUCCAAGUGUUUACGAAUCGGACACACAGCCGAGAUCUGCUACUGUCGAAAUUUUCCAUUCGCCAGCCGAGGAAAGAUGCCACCUCGAGUAAAACAAACAACGGAGAAUCCAGAAGAAACGUACCAAGUCAACUGCACCACUACCGGAAGAUUAUUACCAAUCGUAUUGCAACCAAGAAACGGAGGAAGAGCCAGAUUUCUCAUUGAUACCGGAGCAGGAAUGGGAGUCCGAUUAUUCCAUCUUCGAUUAGGGGAAAGUUGUCAGGGACUACGUAGAAUUGAUGAUUCUUCUUAAGUUCUGCAUGGUUAAAUUGCAAAUUUUGUCGGUUGUGUGUUUGUCAUUUCCCAUUAGGAAACUCUUUGGAUUUGGAUUGACGUUUAGUGAAGC